AAGUUGAAGCUUUGAUUUACGAACCAAACUUUGAGUCUUUGAAAUAAACAAUUUUCUAUCUUAUUUUGUUGCGGUUAUAAUUAUUAAGAGAUUAAAUGAAUCAGGUGUGAGGUGUGCUAUUAUAUAAUAUGUAAAUGCAAGUGGGGGUAGAAUAUAAAGAAUUUUAUAAACAUACAAGUAGAAUAUUAUUUCUAUAACACUGAGCGAGCAGUGUUAUUCAAAAUGAAUACAGAAAAGUUAAGUGGCGAAGAAGUGCCUUAUAAGUUUUCAGAAUGGUUGUUGGCAAUGGGAUGUCCUGCUGAAAAAGUACCAUCUAUCGAAAAGAUAUCUCAGAUGUGCCGUGGCCAAUAUUACAUGGUAUGGCGUAGUUUAAUUGAACAUGUGCAAUCAAAACAAAUUAUUCGUCAGAGAAGAUUGCAAGUUUUCAUAGACGACAUUACCAAGUGCAAAAAGAGGAGCCCAUUCAAUGAGAGGAAUCAAAGUGUGGUGGAACCUCUUGAGCUGACUCUAUGGAACCAACAAGUGGAAGUAAGGAAGAAGGUUAAUGAGGCGGAGGCAAGAGUGAAACAAGCACAUAGUGAUUUGAACAAUCUGAUGAAUAAGAUAUCUAGUAAAUUGGCUGAAAGGAAUCUAUCACAGCAAAGAGUGAAAGACUUGCAGAGACGGGCUUGGCUGUUACAGCAGAUAUAUGAAGAUUUGGAAUGUAAGAAGAAAAACUUGAAUGAAACAAAACAUAUUGCUGAUUCCAUUUGUUUUAUUGGCGGUGAAGAUGAGGUUCAGAAUAAAUUGGAAAAAUGCAUGUCCUUAUUGAAAAGGAACAGUCCAAUGAAAGGAAACUCCAAUACAUCUGUGAUGUCAACCAAUGAAUCGGAAUCAGAGGAAACAAUAGCGUCGCUAGUGAAGUGCCGCGGCGACGCUCUAUGGACGCAACUGUACGAGAAGCGGGCGGCGCUUGUUUCACAGUUGACGAGCGUUAACACUAAACAUGAGGGGAAUUCGGUUAAACAUAAGAACACAUCACAAUCAGUACUAACGCACACUGCAGCGCUACGCAGCAGUUUAGCGCUGGAGAGUGUGAAGAACCAACUGCUUAUUAAACGGGCGAGAGCCAAGCUGACAGCGAGUAUUGAAAUGCUUGAUAAUUGCCUAGCAGGCGAGGCCUGUGAACUUCUAGUACUACGUUGUGAACGAGCUCGUUCAGAAGCAAGAGUUAAUACACUUAGACUACUCCUAGACGAUCUUAUAUCUAGAUCGGGCGUGUUUAGAGCACACGGCGACGACACGACCGACGACAGUCGUACGACUAUCCGACUUAUCGUUAGCAUUGAUAAGGAUAUUGAGAACACAAGGGACGAAAUAAAGAGAAUGAAAGAAUUUUUAUCUAUGACUGAGCGCAAAAUAACUAACGUGAAGGAAUGUUUGCUCACUGUGUUCAACGGGUUUAAUAGUGACGGCGCUAUGGAGGAUAGGUUUAAAGGAAUACAAUUAGAUUUCCCACAAGAAUCGAUAUCGACAUUACGCAAAUUUUUCACGGAGAGAUGUGAUAAAGCAAGCAACAAAAAUAACUUGAGCAUGAGUCUUGAUGUCUCUGAGACAUCUUUUGUAGAUGUUUCAGAGAAUAAUCCAAAAUUCACGGAUGAGUUGCGAGUUUACUUGAAGAAGUUUAACCUCGAGAAAAACAGGAAAAUCGUUUUGGAAAGCGGAGAUAAAUUAUGGAUUUUCGAAACGUUACAAUCGAGUUUAUCGCAUUUACAAGACACGUGGUUGGAGAGAGAUCUCACGCCCGCAAUUUGUCCGUCUUCUAACUUGAAACAUAAUGUACUAAUGAUGAUUUCGUAUGUACAACAAAAAGAGCAAUUGAAUGCAGUACUAAAAUCGUUGAGUAGCGGAGAAAUCCGGAAUAUAGAUAUAGAUAUCACCGACAAAACAGAGGCUGAAGAGAAAAACAUAGACAACAUAAAGAAACAAAUAGCAGAAAACAUGGCGGUCUUGCAAAGGACGAAAAAGAAUUUGGAAAUAGGACAAGGGAAUCUUAAAUUUUGGUCUGAUAACGAAAUGAAGAAAUAUGUUUCUGCAAAUAGAACGAUAGAUGGAAAAUCGUUAAGAGAUUAUGAGACAUUUUAUAUAGAAGCUGUUAAUUUACAUGCGUAAUAAAUAAUAAUAAUUA
Messenger RNA from Colias croceus (clouded yellow), 2167 nucleotides. RefSeq lists its product as uncharacterized. Bases 223 to 2151 code for a protein of 642 amino acids. The transcript is spliced from 13 exons. Gene Ontology annotation, cellular component: HAUS complex. Gene Ontology annotation, biological process: spindle assembly. The record is from RefSeq and is a predicted model, not a curated record. Lineage: Eukaryota; Metazoa; Arthropoda; Insecta; Lepidoptera; Pieridae.